Molecule: messenger RNA, 456 nt
Organism: Parnassius mnemosyne (clouded apollo)
Lineage: Eukaryota; Metazoa; Arthropoda; Insecta; Lepidoptera; Papilionidae
Source: the annotation of a GenBank genome assembly
AUGUUGUUACUUAUGAUUUUAGUGCAAUUUGUACAGAAUCGCGCGGGAAAACUUCUAGCGUUGGUUGAAGGACACACAUUCUACCGUGACAAACAAAAUACCAAUACACAUGUUUGGCGGUGUACGAAGGGAGGCUGGUGUAAAGCGCGUUUCACUUUGACCAACGAUUUGCGUCUAGUUCGUGGCACCUUUAAUCAUGUUCACCAACAAACGAAAUACAUUGUACUACGAUGGGUUAAGAAGCGCACCGGGAAGCCGUUGGCGAUCAUUGAUCGUUUUACUUAUUACUGCGCCGUGAAGUCCUCCGCCACGAGCACCUGGCGCUGCACGAAGGGAGGACAGUGCAAGGCCAGAUUUAUCGUCAACAACUACAUGGAGAUUACACGCUCUUCCCUCCUUCACGAUCAUCCGCCGCCCAAUUACGUUAUACGCAAUGGAAUUUACCUUAAAAUCUAG